GUGACCAAUGAGGCAGUAGAGUGUACCAAAGGAACUAAGCCCAGCUAACCCAAGCUAAGCUCUGUCUACGGCGCCUUAGUCAAGCUUAGUUAUAUGUUGUAAGCUAAGGUUAUAGCGUAUAGGGUUGUGAGGGUGACAAGAGGAGCAGCGGCACCCUCCUGGAUGGCUGCCUCAGACACUAUGAUUAAACUAAAGCUUCUCAGUCACCAGAAAAGCUAUAGGGAUGAGGAUCUUCUGGUGAACAUCAGAGACUUGGGUCCAGAUAUUAAGGAAGGCGAUGUUAUUGAAGUUUAUCACCUGGAAGAUGACCUGCCUCGGCUGCUUCUUCAGGUUCCCAAGACAAAUGAAGAUGUUACUGUACAGAAAGAUACUAUCAGUAUUGAACAGAGCAUUGCAUCCACCUUCCAGCUGCGGAAUUAUAAAGAUGUGAUCAUAAACAAAGUUGAGCCAAAGACUGUUGCGCUGGAGAUGGUUGAACUCACCUUUAAGGACCAGUAUCUUGGCCGCUCUGAUAUGUGGAGACUUAAAAUGAACUUGGUGGAUUCUGUUGUGUAUCUGAACAAGAAGAUAGAGUUUUGCUGUGGAAGCAUCCGCUGUCAGGUUUAUGAGAUGUGGGCCCAAGGAGGAAAGGUUGCGUGUGGAGUUAUAACAGACGAUACGAAGGUUGUUUAUCGGUCAUCAACAAGCAUGGUCUACCUCUUUAUCCAAAUGAGCUCCGAGAUGUGGGACUUUGAUAUGUAUGGGGAUCUAUAUUUUGAGAAGGCUGUGAAUGGAUUCCUUUCAGAGCUUUUUGCUAAAUGGAAGAAAGAAGGUAGCAACCACGAUGUGACCAUUGUCCUCUUCUCACGCACCUACUAUAAGGCCACCAAUAUUGAUGAGUUUCCUACUUACAUGAAGGAGUGUCUCCAGGAAGACUACAAAGGCAGAUUUUAUGAAGAUUUUUAUAGGGUUGCCGUGCAGAAUGAGCGUUAUGAUGACUGGUCACCAACGCUAACCCGUCUCCGUCGUAUGUUCAACAACUAUUUGCCAACUGUGUUAGACUACCACCGGAAUCAGGGGGCUGAUGUGCCAGAAGCAACAAAUUCCUGUGCCUCACAGGGAAAUUUUCUAGAGGUCCUCAAUAUUUCUCUUAAUGUAUUUGAGAAGCAUUAUCUGGAUCGAAGUUUUGACCGCACAGGUCAGGUUUCUGUGGUAAUAACUCCAGGUGUUGGAGUUUUUGAGGUGGAUCGCGAACUGACAAAUAUCACCAAGCAACGCAUCAUUGAUAAUGGUGUUGGGUCAGACUUGGUGUGUGUUGGUGAGCAGCCACUUCAUGCAGUUCCACUCCUAAAGUUCCAUAACAAGAAAGGCAGUAUAAAUGCUGAUGACUACAGCAUGCCCCACACAUGGAUCAACCUCAGCUUCUACUCUGCCAAGAAGAAAGUUGGCUAUGGCACGUUUGUUCCUCGGAUUAAACUUCCGCCUGAGAAGCCAAAGACUCUGAAGCGAGAGAGGUUUGAUGCCUUGGGCAAGCCAUGUAUGAAACCAGUUCAAGAAACAGCUUUACCAAAUUCCAUAUUUGAUUAUGAUGCUUAUGAUGCUCAGGUGUUCAAGUUACCAACAAAUCAAAACAAUAAGACUUACCGGAGCUUACAGAGAACAACUACAAGAAAGAAGAAUAACAUCCAGGCCUCCUCUGUCCAGCCUCUGACAAGAAUAACAUUCCAGAGGAAGCUCUCUGACCCUGAUCUCUACAACAGCGUUGAGCAGAUAUCCAGCUCAAUGGUUGCUCUUGGGAGCUCUGCAACCUCUGUGUUUGACAAGUCUCCGGCCAUUAACAUUCCUGCCCGCAUAACAGAAAAUAAGACUUAUUCGCACUCCUUUGGUGCUCUUAAUGUUGAAGGAGUUAACAAGCCAUGCACACAAACACUUUACGAGGGAGAAGAGAUGUCUCCACCACAUUCAGUAAAGAUUGGUUCAAGCAGCGGCACAUCUCCUAAUGAACAUCCCCAGUUACAGAAAAAUAGACAGACUGUCCACCGUCCGGGAAGAUCACUGAUAAACCCCUUUGACCCGUCACAUGUUACCAUCAAACUUACUUCCAAUCGUAGGAGAUGGAUCCACAUAUUUCCCAAAGAUCAGUCUGGUGUUCUAAUCCAGCAGCAUCACUAUCAUGAUUCUAGCAGCAGGGCUAAGGAAAAUGAAUUGUCGUCUUCUCUGAGCACCCCCGACAACGAAGUACAGCAUCCUCUGCACUCGUCGUCUACACCCACCAGGAGCCCUGCUGCUGGAGAUCUCGUCUCACUGCGUCCAAAAAUCAUCACAUCCCAGCUCAGCCAGGAGAGUAUUAAUGGUGGUCGUCGUGAUCCUCGUCCCUGGACAUCAUCAUCACUUGCCAGCUCAGUUGCAUCAGUUGACAUAUCAUUACGAGGCGUUGCGACACCUCAGAAGACAAGUGUGGGCAGUGGAGGACUGCGAACUGUAGCUGGAGGAACCAGCGGCAAGGUCAAGUGCCCUGCAACCUUACUCUGGGGCGCAACUGGAGAGCAGGAAUGGACAGCUGCUCUUACAACAGGUGUUGACUGGAAAAGUUUAACUCUGCCUGCAUGUCUGCCGAUUACUACCGACUACUUCCCCGAAGACCAAUCAUUGCACAACGACUAUGUGGUGGCCGAUUAUAACCUUCUGCCAGAUGACAUGGAAGAACCAGCCAAGCCAAGCAGUGGGAACAAACCACUAACAACGAAGAUGGUGUUUUUGGAGCUGGUGGCACAGAGGCUUUCUCAGGGCUUCCAGAUGAUCAUGCUACCAGCAAAGAGUCAGACGCAAGCAGUUGACAUCUAUGGCAGCAAUCCUCGGUACUCUGGUAUUGGGUCUCUCAUGCGGACAAGGAGUCACACAGACGAGUCAUCUCAAGAGUAUCGUCUUUCCAUCGGUAGAAUCUUUCAUAAAAUACUUUUAUACGGAUCAACAAUAACAGUUACUAUUUACAGACCGAGGCAUCCGUAUCCACAACUGAGACGGCAGUACAAGUAUAGAUUCCAAGCCCCCGACAUGAGCAGCUACGAGGUGUCAUGGGUUGAGUUUCGUACAGAGAGGCUAGAGACUUACAUGUGGAAUCAUUUGGAUAAUUAUAUUUGCUUUCGUGGAGAAUCACCAGAUUAUCCACUCAUUGAGUGUUGCCUCUGCCAUGGGUGCUCCUGCUGGACCGCUGCUUCAACUCUUAAGCCUUUAAAAUUCUGGCGUUUCCGUGUAUUGCUUGUCCCCGAUUGCUUCCGCACCUCCACUCGGACUAUCAUGGAGGCGGUAGCUGGCACACCCUGUGAUAUAUAUGACCAGCUAACUCUGGAAGAGCAACAGACAACCACUGAAGGCUUUCUACGAUUUUUUGAGAUGACAGUGCAUCGCCUCAAGAGACCUGUGAAUGCACGGAAGAGCCGGGUGAAUAUCCUACAAAAUAAGGCAGGUGGUGGUGGGAAGGUUGGUGGUGUGUACGGGAAUAUUGGCAGGCGCCACAGCCUAGGUCCGUUGAUAUCUUGUCUGCCCUCCACAACCUCCUCCACCUCCACCACUACCACCGCUACAUCUGCCACCACUGCUGCUGGACUCCCGUCAGGUGGAUGUGGUCAGAAUGUAGCAGCCUUCCGAGAACGCCUGGGAAGUAACAGAGUUAUGGAGCGACCCAGAACUCGCUCAGGGAGUAAGCCAUCAGAUCGCUCAAGAUUGGAAAGCGGGAGUCGUGAAAUACACCUUGAUAUGCCAGAGAUGAAGUCACUGAUUGAGCCAGAAGAGGAAAACAAAGAUGAAGGGGAAAUAAAAAAGGUAAGCAUAAAUUCAUCAUUGGCUGAAAUUGUGGAACUGAUGCGUGACCCGGUGAAAGGUGUGAGCCUGCUCAACCGACAGGCUGGUCUUCCUGCUCUUACCUUUGUUGCUGCCGAUGCUACUGCCUGGGUGUGCGAGCACGUGGAUGGAGCUACCACUGAGGUCGUUGCUGUUGACUUGUUACAGAAAAUGGUGAAGAGUGAACUAAUCUGCCAUGCAUCAGGGGAUCGUCAACACAAGUUUGUCCAUGGCUUCUUUCUGUACUUUAUUUUGACAGGAAAUAAAGAGCAAGACCAGGUGGGCUACGAUCUGUGCACGUACCGCUCAGAGUGGCACGAAGUGGAGGUGGAACCUCUCAGUACUAAGCCUGGGGGAGUUCCUACCACUCCACGAUCAACAUCACCACCCGUGUCUUGCCCCGCCUUCCUGCAGCCUCAACUACCUCUCUAUAUUCCUUGGAGAGGAUGCUUCAAAUUGUACAGAAUUGGGCAGUUGGACUUGGACUGCAAUAAUCGCAGUGAUCGGGUAGAGUGGGGACACAUGAAACACCACUCCCUCUUCAACCCUCUACAGUCUUUUGAAAUCAUUAUCCAAUGGAUGUGUGCUACAGGGACCAUCGUGACUGACCUGAUGAUGACAUGGCAGCGUAAAGCUCAAGCUUGUGGGCUCCAUCUUUUUCCCGUACCAAGUGAUCCAUUUGCACUUCCGUAUUCUUGCAACUCUGAUCCAUUACGCGGUCCUAUACUGAUUCCUCUUAAUGUGGCAUGUCUUAGUGUUUCUGGAGCUGAACCAUUUGCUCAGUUCACAUCCAGCACUUGGGGAAGGCGAAUGCAUCUUUUUCAGGAGGCCAUUCUAGAGAGGUUUGGUUUUGUGCCUUAUGUGACUGAAACUCACAGUAUGGAGCAGAAUCAGUACGUGCACGUGACAGGUAACAUGUUUGUCAUGGUUCAUUCACCGGGAACAGGGGUGCACUCCCAUACCCCAUACCCCCUGGAGACCUCCCGAGGUCGCACUCUCGCCAACCCUCUCACUUCAACAAGCUCCUCACAGGCUGACUUCCUCUAUGGCGUAUCCAGCCCUCAUGUGGAGUAUUUCCAUCGCUUGAUUGCAGACUUGUAUUCCCACGAGAUCAGCGAAAAACAGCCUGGGUUUCUCUGGUCUUUCAACCACAUGUUAACAAGACGUUGGAAAUAUUCAGCCACUGGGGACGAGGCCAUGGCUGAGAAGAUGCUCCAGGAUUUCCGUCUCUUCUGCGCAAAUAAUCAAAAUCGACUGAGAGACUUUUGGGACUCCCACCUUCCUCUUUUAUCGCCAGUUUCGCCUGCUGAUGAACUGAUUGCCGAGCCUUAGUUUAUUGGCACGUCUGUGCUCAUUUCUGCCUUUCCUCUUGUUAGUAUGGAAAUUGAUGUAGUUGCUCCUAAUUUAUAUAUUAUAUUUAGCUAUGAUAAGUAGUAAUCAUAUCACAAAAAUAUUGCACCACUGGAUUUUUUACUUGAAACUUCUAAAUGUUAUUCAUAUUUCAGGCAUUAAAUAUAGUGCUGUUGUUUUUUAAGAGAAAUAAUUGUAAAUUGUAUAAUAAUUUCAUGAUUGUAUUUUUGUGGUAUACCAGUGCUACUUACUCAUAUUAAGUGAUCACUGUGAUACAAUAUUAAGUGCAUAUACUUCAUGUGUGUGCAUACAUGUGUAAGUAAUGUAUAUAAAUUACAAUAUUUUGACCUGUGUACUUAAUGCUGCUAGUGCAACAGAUGUUGAGUCCGGUCAACAUGGCGAACACCUGUUCAAGUCAGCAGGCAUUUGUCAUUACUAAUUCACGUUAAUCUCGCUCUUAUUAUUAAUUCAGAGUAGGAUUGUCAUGAAAAUGUCAUACUUUUAUAUAAAGAAAUGUAUUAACUAUUAUAUGGUAUUGAGAAACAAAAAUUCAAAAGAA
Procambarus clarkii (red swamp crayfish) is the source of this 5728-nucleotide messenger RNA. RefSeq names its product GATOR complex protein Iml1 (gene Iml1). Gene Ontology annotation, cellular component: lysosomal membrane; GATOR1 complex. The record is from RefSeq and is a predicted model, not a curated record. Lineage: Eukaryota; Metazoa; Arthropoda; Malacostraca; Decapoda; Cambaridae. Gene Ontology annotation, biological process: negative regulation of TORC1 signaling; cellular response to amino acid starvation; intracellular signal transduction. Gene Ontology annotation, molecular function: GTPase activator activity.